Molecule: messenger RNA, 1101 nt
Organism: Pollicipes pollicipes
Lineage: Eukaryota; Metazoa; Arthropoda; Thecostraca; Pollicipedomorpha; Pollicipedidae
Product: pyridoxal-dependent decarboxylase domain-containing protein 1-like
Exons: 7
Coding region: 8-892 (294 amino acids)
Cellular component (GO): intracellular membrane-bounded organelle
Source: RefSeq, a predicted model, not a curated record
GCCGGGGAUGAGCCUCUUCGUGCCGUCGCCCAACUGCGACAGCCUGGUGGCCAUGGUGCGCAUGCGCCUGCACGCUCGCUACAGCUCGUACGCGGCCGUCGGGUAUGAGGCGCUGUACGCACGGCCGCCGGUGGUGUACGUCAGCGCCGCCUGCCGGCCGGCGGCCGUAACCGCGCUGAUGACGUCACUGGGCCUGCCCGGCGGCGCCGUGCGCCAGGUGCCGCUGAGCGCCGCCUUCGGACUGGCACACGCAAUGGACGUGGCGCAGCUGCAGCGCAUGAUGGACGAGGACGAGAGCGCGCAGAAGGUGCCGCUGCUGGUGAUGCGCACGCCAGACCUAGGUCACGUGGACAACCUGCGCCGCGUCACCGAGCUGUGCCGCGAGCGCGGCGUCUGGUGCCACGUGACUGGACCCAGCCUGGCGGCGCUGGCGCUGGCGGCCGUCGCGGCAGCCUCCGAUGGAGCUGACGCUGGGUCAUGCCGCCUCUGGACGGCGCUGCUGUCUCUGGGCCGCCGCGGUGUGGUGGAGCGGAUCCACUCUGCGCUGGCGCUUGCCGCCGCUAUCGAGUGCAGAGUGACGGCCGUCCCCAAGCUGCAGCUCCUCAGCGCCCGGCCCGGCAAGGAGGUGGCUCCGGUGGCCGACAUCGACAAACUGCUCUCCCAGUCCGUCAACUUCACGGUGGUGCUGGAGAGCCUGUCGCCCGUGGUCGUCUUCCGCUACAACAACGACGCCGUUGACGACAUGGCCUACCUGGACAACCUCAACUCUUGGGUGAGUUGCCUGCGUCCCUUGCUCGCGUUUUGCAGCAGUUCGACCUUGUUGGGAUUUGGCGAUGACACGCUGAAACGAGCCGAACAGUGCAUCUUCCCGAUGAGUCGUCACGUGAUGUAGUUAUUCCAUCGGCUUCGUUUCCUUUAAGUUGUGGAUAUGAAGCGCUGUAAGUCUUUGUUCUUUAUUGCCGACAUGACGCUCCUGUAGCCGUAAGGCCCGAUUUCCCCCGGACACGCCCACGCUUCUCAACGCUCUACUUGGCCUCGAGCUUGCUGAGGUGUCCUGCACACGCUGCUUUCCAUGCGUAAUUUUCGUUGUUCAUGGCGCAU